Molecule: messenger RNA, 1311 nt
Organism: Talaromyces atroroseus
Lineage: Eukaryota; Fungi; Ascomycota; Eurotiomycetes; Eurotiales; Trichocomaceae
Exons: 1
Coding region: 1-1311 (436 amino acids)
Molecular function (GO): hydrolase activity, acting on carbon-nitrogen (but not peptide) bonds
Source: RefSeq, a predicted model, not a curated record
AUGCGUGUCUGUUUUGACGAGAAGAGUGGUUCCAAGCUGCCAUCCCGCCCAGCACCAACAGCUGAGCAUGACUCGACACCAACUGAUGGUGAUUUAAUAGGAGUGAAGGCCGAUAUUCUGAUUCCCGGUCGUGGUGAGCCCAUUGAAAACGGCGCGCUCAUAAUCGACGGCCCAAAGAUUGCUUGGGUUGGUCAGCAAUCUGCCAUUCCGGGACAAUAUGCGAACGUUGGAUUCAAGCAUGUUCCUGUCCUGAUGCCUGGCCUAUGGGACAGCCAUACGCAUUUCCAGGGAAUAGAUCCUGAGGAAGGUGACUCCCUUCUGCCUGUUUUUGGCUCGGUCGCCAUGGCGGGUGCGUGUGCUGCCAAGGAGCUUGAAACCGUAUUAAUGGCUGGUUUUACUACUGUGCGCGAACUUGGUGGGCUGGCAGGAGAUAUAUCUCCCGCAAUAGAAAAUGGUACUUUGGUUGGCCCUAAUAUAUUCUCGAGCAUUGGUCUCUUGGGUAUAACAGGGGGUCACUCCGACGUGCACGAUAUCCCAAUCGAAGCAGUACUAGAUUUAAAACGUCGCGGGGCUCCAAAUCAGGUGUGUGACGGCGUCACGGAUUGCAUCAAAACUGUACGGAUGAUGGUCCGGCGAGGCGCGAAGGUGAUCAAAGUCUGCGCAACCGGUGGUGUCGGCUCGCUGCUGGAUGAUCCGGAAGAUGCACAAUUCUCACCCGAGGAACUCAAAGCAAUUGUCGACGAGGCAGCGCGCACAAAAAGAGUUGUUGCAGCUCACUGUCAUGGAAAGGAGGGUAUUAUGAAUGCUCUCAAUGCUGGUGUAAAAACAAUCGAACACGGGAGCUAUCUAGAUGACGAAGCUAUCGCGUUGAUGAAAGAGAAAAAUGCCAUCCUCAUUUCGACCAGGGCUGUUAUUGUCGGGGGCAUCAAAAAUCCCCAAACCUUACCGCCAAGCAGCUAUAAGAAAUUGCUGAAAAUCAGCGAGCAACACAGAAAGGCAUACGAGUUGGCCAUCAAGUCUGGAGUCAAGGUUGUGCUUGGUACAGACUGGCUUUCUGGCGAAAAUGGAAAAGAACUUGCCUAUGCGGUUGAUGCAGGUAUGUCUCCGCUGCAGGCUAUUGAGGCUUCUACGGCCCUCAGUCCAGAGACUCUGGGUUCUCAUUUUGCUCCUUUGUCUGGGCAACUGAAGGAAGGAUAUGACGCGGAUAUAAUUGCAGUGGCGAGUAAUCCGUUGAAAAAUAUUAAGAUCCUGGGCGAACCCAAGAACGUCACGCAUGUGUGGAAAGGGGGGAAACUGUACAAGAAACCUUAG